CUAAACUACCAUUGGGUAACCCAACUACUGGGCAACUAGCCCCGCUCUUGUGUUCGAUGUUCAGUUAUGUUGUGUAGUUUCGAACGAAAUCGGUAGAUUCAUAGCAAGUCCAGAGCCCAAAAUCGUGGGUCAUGUCGUGAUCUUUCGGAAUUGAAAGCUCAUUGAAGAGAGUCAGCACCUAUCAUGUUCUGCUGCAACACAUUCAUUGGUUCCUCUCCCAAGCUGCACCUUGUCCAACGAGUCAAACCUAUCAGACCCUUCUCUGGUUUGCUUUUCAUAGUCAAACCCAACCUCUCUUCCCUCACCUUCCGUUUCGGCAUUCCCUUGCCCACAGCCCCCACCAAGCUUUCUCGUCGGAUUUCGACUCCCCCGUCGCCGGCCACCAUGCUGCACGGCAACCCCGUCCUCUCUGACGUAUACGCCACCGCUAUUUCCACCUGUGUCGCUUUUUCCUUGAUCAGGUUAUGGCAAGAAACCGCGAAGCGUGGAAUUUUCGAUCAGAAAUUGAAUAGGAAACUUGUGCAUAUAAGCAUUGGACUGGCAUUCAUACUUUGCUGGCCACUAUUCAGUUCCUGGAGUCAGGCACCACUUUUUGCCGCUCUUAUUCCAGGAGUCAAUAUAAUUCGGAUGCUUCUCAUUGGACUUGGUAUACAGAAAGACGAGGCCACAGUGAAAUCAAUGAGCAGAUUUGGAGAUUACAGGGAGCUUCUGAAGGGACCGUUGUAUUAUGUCUCAACUAUUACUUUUGCCUGUGUGAUGUACUGGAGAACUUCCCCUUUAUCCAUUGCUCUAAUAUGCAAUCUGUGUGCAGGAGAUGGUAUGGCUGACAUUGUUGGGAGGCGAUUUGGCAGUACGAAGAUACCUUACAACAGAAACAAGUCCUUGGCUGGUUCGAUUGCAAUGGCAGCUUCUGGAUUCUUAGCAUCUAUUGGGUAUAUGUACUAUUUUUCCUCAUUCGGAUAUAUUGAGCAGAGCUGGAGAAUGAUUCUAGGUUUUCUGAUUGUCUCUAUCGCCACCACAGUGGUUGAGUCCCUUCCCAUUAGCUCGGAGCUUGAUGACAACCUCACUGUUCCUCUCACUUCCAUAUUGGUGGGAAGCAUGAUCUUCUGAUUCAUAGCAUGCUGUAGUGGUAGAGUUAGAUAAUCCUAGGCACCAGUCCUCUACAUAUUUAAACCUAGUUAGAUGUCAUGUGGUAGUCUCUGCAUUAUUUAGUAGUUUGUCUUGUCUAGAUACAACUGGAACUAGGUUGGUGUUUGUCUGUGAUUCCACAAUCAGUAAUAUCAUCUGGAUAAGGCCAUUGCAGCCUACUGUCCCAUAGUGAUUCGGUUCA
Messenger RNA from Prosopis cineraria, 1330 nucleotides. Its product is annotated as probable phytol kinase 3, chloroplastic. The transcript has 6 exons. Lineage: Eukaryota; Viridiplantae; Streptophyta; Magnoliopsida; Fabales; Fabaceae. Bases 184 to 1110 code for a protein of 308 amino acids. Gene Ontology annotation, molecular function: kinase activity. The record is from RefSeq and is a predicted model, not a curated record.